Messenger RNA from Clonostachys byssicola, 3171 nucleotides. The record is from the annotation of a GenBank genome assembly. Lineage: Eukaryota; Fungi; Ascomycota; Sordariomycetes; Hypocreales; Bionectriaceae.
AUGGUCUGGGGUCGCUUAUCAAAAUUGGCAAAGAAAAUGUGGUCACCCAUGAUAGCUGAACAAGUUCUAAUCCGCAUCGCAACGAAUCUAGGGCCGAUAUUUGGUCUGACCUUUGGUGGCAAAAGGGAAGUCUACAUCACGAACCAGAAGCUACUGGCGGAGCUUUGCGACGAGAAACGUUUCUGUAAACUAGUCAGUGGCGGACUCGAGAAGUUGAGGCCUGCUAUUGGUGAUGGGCUUUUCACAGCUCACGACGGGAAUCACGACUGGGGCUUGGCUCAUCGAGUUCUCAUGCCGGUCUUCGGGACCCUCAAGAUAAGAGAGAUGUUUGACGACAUGGUGGAUAUCUCCCAGCAGCUGUGCUUGAAGUGGGCUGACAACUUCGACAGGGCGCGUCUGGGUCCCUCAGUCCCGCUAGACGUGUCUAAAGAUUUUACACGCCUCACCGUGGAUACCAUCGCCCUCUGCGCCAUGGAUUAUCGGAUUAAUAGCUUCUAUCUCAACGAUAAACUGCAUCGUUUCGUCGAGACCAUGUUUGAGGUUCUCGCGGAAGCUGACAUUCAAGGGGUUCUUCCCAGCGUCGCGAACAAGCUCCGAGUCACGUCUUCAGCGAGGUUCAAGAAGAAUAUACAGACAAUGGCAGAUAUAUGCCACGAGAUCAUCGAACAACGCCGGAAGAACCCGGUCGAUAGCCACGACUUGUUGAACACCAUGCUACAGGGUCGAGACCCCCAAACAGGGGAAGCGCUGAGCGAACGGAUUAUUAUCCACAAUAUGAUCACGUUCCUGAUGGCUGGACAUGAAACUACAUCUGGACUAUUAUCCUUCACAUUCUACUAUCUGCUGGAGAACAAAACGGCCCUAGAAAAAGCCCGCGAGGAGGUUGAUUCUGUGGUUGGCCAGGACGCUCUCUCUAUCGAGCAUCUAGGCAGGCUCCCCUAUAUUGAUGCAGUCCUGAAGGAAUCACUACGCCUCAUGCCAACCGCUCCAGGAUUCUUCUUGAAAUCUCGCAAGGACGAGAUAAUCGGUGGUGCGUAUGAGAUCAAGCCAGAAGAUCCCAUAUUUGUCUUAUUGCACCUAAUUCAUAGAGAUCCGGCCGUUUGGGGUGACGACUCUGAAGAGUUCAGACCCGAGAGAAUGCUCAAAGAGAAUUUGGACAAGAUUCCGCAGCAUUCGUGGAAGCCCUUUGGAAAUGGUACCCGAGCAUGCAUAGGGAGAGCCUUUGCGAUGCAAGAAGCCCAGCUUGUCUGUGCCAUGUUGAUACAGAAUUUCGACUUGGAAAAGGUGGACCCAAACUACAAGCUCCAGUAUAAGCAGACUUUGACUAUUAAACCCGUCGGUUUCGAGAUGCGCGUACGUUUGCGUGAUGGAAGGCGGGCGUUACAAAAUAUGCGGUCUGCCAAACCGCAGGCACCCUCCCUCCUCGAACCAUCUCUGAAGCAAACAAGUCUGGCCGCUCCACUAAUACGAAUAUAUUACGGGUCAAACUCUGGGACGUGUGAGGCCCUAGCUCACCGAAUUGCAUUCGAGGCCGCCAAGAGAGGGUUCCGGCCAGACAACGUGAGCGCGAUCAACGCGAUCAAGGAUGGCGUGCCCAGAGAUUCACCUAUCGUGUUCGUCGCUGCAUCAUAUGAUGGGGAGCCAUCUGAGAACGCCGCGGAGUUCGUAUCCUGGCUACAGGGCGUAGACGAUGGAGGGCUAGCUGGUGUCAAGUACGCCAUUUUUGGCUGCGGGCAUCGAGACUGGCAGGCAACAUUGCACAAGGUACCCAAGACGAUUGAUCAUGAGAUGCAGCGGACCGGGGCAGAAAGACUAGUACCCUUAGGGACCGUCGACACUGGGUCCGAGGAUAUCUACUCUGCCCUGGAAGGCUGGCUAUCAGAAGGGCUUUGGCAAGAACUGGAGGCUCGAUACCAGCCGCAACAGGACGGUAAGAGCACAGGUCUGGAAGUGACAGUCUCUGUUGAUCAACCCCCACGCUUGGCUAUGUUGCCAGGAUUUAUUCAGGCCACCGUCACCGAGAUCUCGGCCUUGUCCCGCUCAGGUGUGCCCAGAAAGCGACACCUCGAAAUCAGAUUUCCGCCCGGGGCGACAUACGAAGCUGGGGAUCACUUACAAGUCCUGCCUACCAACAGUCUCACGGACGUGCGACGCGUCCUCUCGAGGUUCGCCCUUGGUAGAGAUACAAUGUUGACAAUAGAGUCGACACGGCCACUCGGCUUACCUAUCAACGUACCGGUGACAGCAUUCGAUCUGUUCUCGGGCUACGUUGAGCUCUUCUCGACAGCGACUCCCAAAGCUGUGCAGAUGCUGAUGGAUGCAGCUGACGAUGAGUCUACCAAGGCGGAGCUGGAGCUCCUCGCACGAGCGUCAUAUAAGAGCGAGGUUCGAGACAAGCGCUUGUCUGUCCUGGACCUUCUCGAGCGGUUUCCGGCCAUCGACCUGACCAUCUCGACUUUCCUCCCCAUGCUGCCGCAAAUGCGACCACGCACCUACUCUCUAUCCUCAUCCGCGCAAUGGAGACCUGGGCAUGGGACCCUGACCUACUCAGUCGUCGAAUCAACUGGAGCCAGAGAAAAAGGCACGCCAAACAUCCCUCCCGGUGUGGCAUCGACCUACUUGGCCUCCCUUGGGCCCGGUGAUACGAUCUGCGUUGCGCUGCAGCCAUCGAAAAGGGGGUUUUCACUGCCCUUGGACCCCACGCUCCCAAUCAUCAUGAUCUGUGCAGGGUCAGGACUCGCACCUUUUAGGGGUCUGGUGCAGGAUCGCGUAUGCUCGCUGCAAGCCAGCGCCCAGCCACACGCCCCCGCGCUGCUGUUCUACGGCUGUCGUGGACGUAUACUUGACGAUAUGUAUCGAUCCGAAAUGGAAGAGUACGAGGCCGCUGGCGCGGUGCGAGUUUUUCGGGCGUACAGCCGUGAACCCGGUGCCAAGCAUAGGUAUGUUCAGGACUUGGUCUCUGGGUACAGGAAAGAGAUCUGCCAACUCUGGAGAAGAGGCGGAGUGAUUCGAGUUUGCGGUGGCAAGAAGAUAUCCGAUGCCGUCUUUGAAGCUCUCGGGCCGAUCUUGUUCUCCGCAGAUAAAACGGCUGGAAACACAGUUGCAUCGGAUGUGACGGAGUGGAAGUCGGAGAUUGGUAUGGGACGAUAUGUUACGGAGGUUUUCAACUAA